Messenger RNA from Candida tropicalis MYA-3404, 1548 nucleotides. RefSeq lists its product as uncharacterized. The coding region runs from base 1 to 1548 and encodes 515 amino acids. NCBI's taxonomy places the organism in Eukaryota, Fungi, Ascomycota, Pichiomycetes, Serinales, Debaryomycetaceae. Gene Ontology annotation, biological process: regulation of DNA damage checkpoint. The transcript has a single exon. Gene Ontology annotation, molecular function: DNA binding; protein binding. Gene Ontology annotation, cellular component: nucleus. The record is from RefSeq and is a predicted model, not a curated record.
AUGGGACUUUCUGAAUUAGAAAAGAAGAGAUUAGAAAAUAUCCGAAGAAACAAAGAGUUGUUACAGAAUCUUCAAUUAGAUUCCCUUAAAAAUGAAAUUGAUGCCAGUGCAAAAUCCAAGAAACAAAAAUCAACUUCUGGUCCUACAAAGAUAAAGAAAGAACCUGUUGAACCUACUAGAAGAUCCCGUCGUCUUGCAGGAAUAAAAUUUGCUUUAGAAAAUCCCGAUGAAUUUGAAAAACAGAGAAAAGAGGAAGAAGAAAUUCGUAAGAAGGAACAAGAAGCACGUAGAAAAAGAUUAAUUGGUGAUUUUAAAAUUCUGGAAUUGAUACCUGGCUCAGGACAUGAAGAGAAUUCUGAAGAGGAUAACAGAGUUUUAGAUCUCAUGAAAUCCUUAGGUGAUAAAUUUUCUGCAGGUGAUUUUUAUGAUCUUAUUAGGGAAAAGUCAUCUGGUGAGAAUACAACCUUGGAGAAACAACGUAAAGAAUUUGAUAAAUUGAACAUAUAUGAAAGAUUUGAUCCUUUGGAUAUUAAAAUUGCAGAAAAACGUAUAACUUCAAUUGCGUUCCAUCCGGCAAAAGAGGACAGAAUUGUUACUGCCGGGGAUACAGAGGGAAAUGUUGGUCUUUGGUUGGUAGAUGGCAAAUCAUAUGACGAUGCUCCUCUGAUAACGAUGUUGCGUCCGCAUGGUAAGAAUAUUUCCCGACUUGUCUUUCCAACGUUUUCUCCUGAAAAGCUUUUCUCGAGCUCAUAUGAUGGGUCAAUUAGGUCCUUAGAUUUGACGAAACAAGUCUCUACUGAAGUUCUUUUUUUGAGUGAUCCUGAUGAUGGUUCUGUCUUGGGGGUAAGUCACUUUGAACAAGUUGAUAAAAUUCUAUAUAUGACUACUUUAUCUGGAGAAUUCUGUCAACAAGAUCCAAGAGAAAGGACCAGAACAAGGUCAGGAAAUCGUGACUAUUUACGUCUUCAUGAUAAGAAAAUCGGUGGAUUUGCAGUCAAUCCAAAUAAUACCCAUCAAAUAGCGACAUCGUCAUUAGAUAGAAGUCUUCGAAUAUGGGAUUUACGUAAAGUUGGUUCAUCUGUUUAUUCUGAAUACGAAGAACAAAAAUCUCCUGAAUUAUACGGAAGCUACAGUUCAAGAUUGAGUAUUUCGUGUGCAAGUUGGAAUUCGGAAAAUCGUAUUGUCUGUAAUGGGUAUGAUGAUAAUAUAGCUUUAUUUGAUCUCAAUCAACAACCGAAUGUGAUGAAAGUUGAACCACCUGAAUUGCCAAACAAUUUGACACCGAUUAAAAAAAUCAGACACAAUUGUCAAACAGGACGUUGGGUUAGUAUUUUGAAAUCUUCCUGGCAGAGUAAUCCUGCUGAUGGAUUCCAGAAAUUUAUUAUUGCUAAUAUGAACCGAGGGUUGGAUAUUUUUGAUCAGGAAGGUAAUAUCAUUGCCCAUUUGAAUGAAAGUGUUGGUGCUGUUCCUGCUGUAUCUACUUUGCAUCCAACUCAAAAUUGGGCAGUUGGUGGUAGUGCCAGUGGUAAAGUUUAUUUAUUUGAAUAG